Molecule: messenger RNA, 2133 nt
Organism: Mus caroli (Ryukyu mouse)
Lineage: Eukaryota; Metazoa; Chordata; Mammalia; Rodentia; Muridae
Source: RefSeq, a predicted model, not a curated record
AUGGAAGCAUCCUUUGUGCUUCCAUGCAAAUGGUGUACCCACUUGCAAGGGCUUCUGCUCACAGCCUCAUUUUUAACCUGUUGUCACCUGCCUGCCACUGCCCAAAUAACUAUUGAAUUAGUGCCACCACAUGUGAUUGAAGGAGAAAAUGUUCUCAUACGUGUCAACAAUAUGCCAGAGAAUCUUACAACCUUAGCCUGGUUCAGAGGAAUGAGGAUUAAGAGCCCUCAAAUUGGACAAUAUACACUGGCCACUAAUGUUACUGUGCUGGGGCCUGGUCACAGUGGUAGAGAAACUUUGUACAGCAAUGGAUCCCUGCAGAUCUACAAUGUCACCCAGGAGGAUGUAGGAUUCUACAGCCUACGAAUCAUGAAUAAACAUGCACAAAUUGUGUCAAUAACAUCCAUAUACCUCAACGUGUACUCAUCUCUUUGGACAUGUGAGCACCCUUCUCCCCAUGCCAAGCUCACCAUUGAAUCAGUGCCGCCCAGCAUUUCUGAAGGGGGAAGUGUUCUUCUACUGGUUAAAAAUCUCCCCCAAAACCUUCUAUCCCUUUUCUGGUACAAAGGAGUUAUUGCAGUGAAGAAAUUUGAGCUUGCCAGACACAUAAAAGCCACAAAUUCAAGUGUUCCAGGGCCUGCACACACUGGUCGCGAGACAGUAUACAACAAUGGAUCCCUUCUGCUACAGGAAGUUAUGCAGAAUGAUACUGGAUUCUAUACUCUACGAACUAUGAGUACAGAUCUGAAAGAUGAAGUAGCACAUGUGCAACUGUUCAUGGACACAUCCCUUUCUACUUGCUACCAACUUUCUCAAGUCAAAAUUGAAUCACUUCCUCAAAAAGUUGCUAUAGGGAAAAGUGUUCUUCUUCUGGUUCACAAUUUGCCUGAAGACUUUCAAGCAUUUUUCUGGUACAAAUCAGCAUAUAGAAGAGAUACAUAUAAAAUUGCAGAAUACAGCAGAGCCAUGGAUGCCACCAUUAUGGGGAGUGCAUACAGUUUAAGAGAGUUUAUAUACAACAAUGGAUCCAUGCUGAUAAUUGAUGUCACUGAGGAUGAUGCAGGAUUCUUUAUGCUAGAAAUUUUAAGAAAAGAUUUCAAGAUUGAGAAAGCCCACAUUCAACUCCAUGUAAAUAGCUUUGUUCCAAACUCCAAGGACUCUGGCUCCACUGCAAGUCUCAGUAUAGAAUCAGUGCCACCCAGCAUUGCUGAAGGGGAAAGUGUUCUUCUACUGGUUCACAAUCUCCCAAAAAAUCUUCUAUCCCUUUUCUGGUACAAAGGGGUGAUUGCAGAGGAGAAAUCUGAGCUCAUACAACACAUAAUAGCCACAAGUUCAAGCUUGCCAGGGCCUGCACACAGUGGUCGAGAAACAGUGUACAGCAAUGGAUCCCUGCUCCUCCAGAGGGUCAUGCACAAUGAUACUGGAUUCUAUACUCUACGAACUAUGAGUACAGAUCUGAAAGAUGAAAUAGCCCAUGUGCAACUCCAGCUGGACACUUCUACUUGCUGUAAUCGUCUCAGCUCUGACCAACUCAUAAUUGAACCAGUGCCUUGGAAUAUUGCUGUAGGGAAAAGUGUUCUUCUCCUUGUUUGUAACGUGCCAGAAGAUGUUCAGACAUUUUUCUGGUACAAAUCAGUGUAUAGAACAGAUAUUUUUAAAAUUGCUGAAUAUAGCAGAGCCAUGGAAUCCACAAUCUGGGGGCUUGCUCACAGUGGAAGAGAGAUGGUGUACACUAAUGGAUCCCUGCUGAUCCAGAAUGUCACUGAGCAUGAUACAGGAUUGUAUAUGUUAGAAAUUUUACAUAAGGACUUCAAACUUGAGAGAGCACACGUGCAAGUCCAUGUAAAUACCCCUGUUUCAUGGCCUUUUGUGCGAGUGACUGACACCACAGUCAGAGUACAGAGCUCAGUAGUCUUCACUUGCUUCUCAGCUGACCCUGGUGUCUCCAUCCGUUGGCUCUUCAAUAAGCAGAGUCUGCAUCUCACAGAGAGAAUGACACUUUCCCCAUCAAAGUGCCAACUCAGCAUAGAUCCCGUCCGGAGGGAGGAUGCUGGAAAGUAUCAAUGUGAGGUCUCCAACCCAGUCAGUUCAAAGUCCAGUCUCCCAGUCUGUCUGUCUGUGAUGGAAGAGUGA